CACCUCUACUGCCUCCAUCAGUCGACCCCGUGCAACGCGGCUCGCCGGCCGCCGCGCGAAAAUUUACCCUCUGCCCGCCUCGAUCUGCGCGCGAUCCCUUUGUUUGUCUUUCCGCGACGCAGUCGUGUGUCCUUGGCGACUCGCGCCAUCACGGCCAGCCAUACAACAGGGUUCCUGCUUCAGCAGAGUGUGAUCGACGACGGUAGUAGCCGCGUAGAGCGUGUUUCGUUGCCACUUGUAGGAGGAGCGCGACCAGAAGAAGAGACAUUUGGUCCGGGACUGGAAAAAAGGUGAAAAAAAGAAAGAAAGAAAAAAAAGAAAAAGGUGAUAUCGAACGCGCGUGCGUGUGCAAGUUGAUCGGUGCGUAUGCUUGGAAAGGUCACGGUGAAUUAGACAGGCACAGAGGUAGCGCGAGAUACGGGGAGACGGCGUGGUUAGAGAGUGGAGGCGAACGGAGAGGAUUCCGCGCAAAAGCCGGCUCCACGGCCGGUCCCCCACUCGCUAACUUGUUGAGUCUCUCUCGGCAGGUGUGCUCCACGAAACUCUCUGCAGCGGAGCCAACCACGAUGACGAACCUCGCGUUCCUGCUUCUUCUUCUCUGCUCAAGUUCCGUCAGGGCGAACGUGUCCGCGCAGAGGAACAACGUGCACAACGAUCUCAAGGUGGUGGAGACCACCAGCGGCCUGGUUCGCGGAUUCUCCCGUACGAUACUGGACAAGGAGGUUCACAUAUUCUAUGGAAUCCCCUUCGCCAAGCCUCCGAUAGGGCCGCUCCGAUUCAGAAAGCCGCUACCCAUAGAACCUUGGCACGGAAUCCUGAACGCCACUGUGCUACCCAACAGCUGCUACCAGGAGAGGUACGAGUACUUCCCUGGCUUUCCAGGGGAGGAAAUGUGGAAUCCCAACACCAACAUCUCCGAGGAUUGUCUGUACUUGAACAUCUGGGUGCCGCAGAAGUUUCGACUGAGACACAAGGGCUCGGAGCCGCCGAACAACGGGGACAAGAACGGCCUGCCCCUUCUGGUCUGGAUCUAUGGAGGUGGUUUCAUGAGCGGCACCGCUACCCUGGACGUGUACGACGCGGACAUCAUGGCAGUCACCAGCAACGCCAUCAUCGCCUCCAUGCAGUACAGAGUUGGCGCUUUUGGGUUUCUCUAUUUGAACAAACAUUUCACCAACAGUGAAGAGGCUCCUGGCAAUAUGGGUCUGUGGGAUCAGGCUCUGGCGCUCAGAUGGCUCAGGGACAACGCGGCGGCCUUCGGAGGCGAUCCUGACCUCAUCACCAUCUUUGGCGAGUCCGCCGGAGGCAGCUCCGUGUCUCUGCACCUAAUCUCUCCGGUGACUCGCGGUCUGGUCCGCCGAGGAAUCCUCCAGAGUGGCACUUUGAACGCUCCAUGGAGUUACAUGACCGGGGAGAAAGCGAACGAAGUGGCCAGGAUACUGGUCGACGACUGUGGCUGCAACUCCACCAUGCUUCAGGAGAAUCCUGCCAGGGUGAUGGCCUGCAUGAGGUCCGUGGACGCCAAGACCAUCUCUGUCCAGCAAUGGAACAGCUACUGGGGCAUCCUAGGCUUCCCAUCGGCGCCCACCAUCGACGGAAUCUUCCUACCUAAAGAUCCUCUGGAUCUUCUCAGGGAGGCCGAUUUCAAGGACACGGAGAUUCUCAUCGGGAACAACAAGAACGAGGGCACGUACUUUAUCCUCUAUGAUUUCAACGACAUCUUUGAGAAGGAUCAGGCGAGUUUCCUGGAGCGGGAGAGGUUCGUCGGCAUCAUCAACACCAUCUUCAAGAACAUGUCCCAGAUCGAGCGAGAGGCCAUUACUUUUCAGUACACCAACUGGGAGGACCCGUACAACGGCUACAUCUACCAGAAUAUGGUGGCGGACGUGGUGGGCGACUACUUCUUCAUCUGUCCGUCGAUCCACUUUGCCCAACUGUUUGCGGAGCGCGGCAUGAAGGUCUACUAUUACUUCUUCACUCAAAGGACCAGCACCAACCUAUGGGGUGAGUGGAUGGGAGUGAUGCACGGCGACGAGGUGGAGUACGUGUUCGGCCAUCCUCUCAACUUGACCCUCGAGUACACGGAAAAGGAACGAGACCUGUCCUUGAGGAUGAUACUCUACUUCUCCAAGUUUGCCUAUUCGGGGAAACCGACUGAUGAGGAAGCCGACUGGCCGCCAUAUUCGAGGGACCGGCCGCAGUACUACAUCUUAAACGCGCAGGAGAACGGCCUUGGAAAAGGACCACACACCACGUAUUGUGCUUUUUGGAACGACUUUCUACCAAAGCUGAAGGGAGUGCCAGAUGUAACUCCGAAAGCCUGUAACAGCGCGAUAGCUUCGAGCGUGUCGGCAGGUGCGGAGGAUCUAGGCAACUCCCUGGCGAUCACGGCGCUGUCGUCGAUCCUGGUACUGUCGAGAGUCAUUUAAAGACAAUGCAAGGGGGACCGUUUAUCGAUCGACAGCCUUCUGAAAGCCAGCAAUCCGGGGUUCAAACAGUUGCACAGGUAUUAGGGCUUCGUUCACGGUCCAGGAUCUCGUUAGUGGUUAACACCCUGCUAAUCGUUUGGGUAGAUCAAUGGGUCCCGGCUUACCCAUUGCCGUCGAACGACCACUUUUCUCCCUCCCAUAGACAAAACACGAAAAAAAAAAUAUAUAUAUAUAUCUAUACAUCGAGGAAGAGAGAGAGGAAGAAGAAGAUAACAAGAUUCCAAUCAGAGAUUUGCGAGAGUUUCGAGGGAACAGAGAUUUCUGCCUAAACUUUGCAUAAGCAAGAUCCGGCUAUUCGCGAAGCAGAUUCGUUAAGGCUUCGUGGAAAAAACCUGAAUCGCGGCGACUUAAUGGCCAGGGCUGGAAGAUUGAUGAACCGAGAAAACGAGGACAGCCUAACGAGUUACGUCGCUCGAGUGUCUCCGACCGGGGACUGGGGCUGGAUGUGCAAAAGGUUGAACUAUCGAUUCCUCUUGCGAAGACCGCGGCAAGUCCCGCGGAGGUCGGGUCAAAAAGACCCGAAGGAUGGCUGCAGGCGUGAAAACUCUCGAUGGACCAGUGGUUUAGAAUUGGGCUAACUGUCGAUCGCCCCGAAAAUACCGGUGACCGCGGGGAUUUGAAUAAAAAUGGCGGGCCAUUCGCACGGACAUGGAAUUUGCAUAAAUAAUAGCGGAACGCGGGCCGGAUCGAUACCGUGACAGGGUAGGACGUGUUGCAGGGCUGGCGUAAACACCAGCCGCUAUUAACCACCUGUUCGUGCAAUCGAUGGCUCGUGACACAAAAGUUUCAUUAGUAAAACGCAACAAGUGCUCCGGUUUUACAUAAGAACGGCCGCGCGGGGAUCCUGGAUCGCUUGGACCCGCUCCAAAAUCUUGGCAACAAUCUCUGCUCGUCGAAGAACGCAAGCUCGGAUGACCGGUCGUCUUGGCCCUGGGUUGUUAUUGCCUUUUAAACCGUUCAAAAGAGCCGCGGAACGAUUUACCAGGAGUUUCCAAGUGAAAUUGCAUUCGGAAAGUUUGCCCGGUGAGAGAGGCGAGGCGAAUUCAGACCUUUGAAGCAUUUCUGCGAACAGACGGCAAACGGGUUGCGAAGUUGCCAGAACGAAGGGAAUUCCUUGGUCAAAACACCAAGAUUGAGAACACUCCGGCGUUUCUUCAAAGACAGAUCAACCAACGACCAAGUCCUCGUAAGAUGGAAAAGAGCGGAGGAAGUGGAUCUGUGACCGCGGCGGUUUCAACUAGACCAAUUAGACCACCCCAAUCGACUGCAGUGGAAAGAGUUCCUCCGUGGCAAAGCAGAAUCGAGAAACAGCUCCGUUUGAAAACGUACCACUGAUGCCAACGCGAUACUCGAGAAAGUAAAUGGAAACCAAUCCGGGGAAAGGUGAAAUUCUUAAUGAGACACUCGAUCCGAGCGAGUGAUCAAACGGAGCAUGAAUCAAGCGUAAGGAGGUUUCUAAAUCGGGAUUCUCGAAACCGGUCGACCGUUGAAAACCGGCUUUAAGGAUUCAACGAAGAGGGUUCUUGAAAAUUCAACGGGUUAAGUGCAGACUGAUGUCCUCGUGGUGGCUCGAGAACACCUUCAAAUCGGGGAGUGCCAUUUGCUCGUCGAAACGAAAGACAAGCAAGUGGUGGGUAGAAGAAGGGGAAGGGAAAGAGGAGAAGAAGAGGGAAAGAUCGUGUCAGUUUCCCGAGGAAUUUACGCUUCGCUUGUCCGCUCCGCAAAAUUGGACAAACCAGGCUCUCUCUGGCAACCUUCCCAACCUCGGCAUCGUUAUAAAUAAAUUCCCUGUCUCGCCGGCGCGUACCAUCGCUCGCCGGAAGUCGCCGUUCUUUCACACCGAAUCCGCACCGCUUCGAAUGUCACGUGAUCCGCUCGACCGAAACGAUCCACCGUUUCUUCGACCUCCGACACUUGGUCGGACUAAUCUUGGCCAGAAGUGUGGCAAAAUGGGAUUUUUGAAAAUUGCACUCGGAGCCUGCUUUCUCUUGACGAAAAUAAUCGAUUUUGGAUAAGUAAUCGGAGGAGAUUAAUCGAUGUGGUCUCUGGAAUGUUAUUAUAACCAUUGGUUCUUCGGAGAGAGGCAAACUUUAACGCCAUCUGUCGUUGGUUGAAUAUUCCAUGCGAAAUCUGUUUGCUCUUAACGAGUAGAAUUGAUUUUCGAUAAAUUAGAGGCAGAAAUUAAUCGAUGGUGAUUCAUAGAAAAUUAUUGAAUCGUUGGUUCUCUGCAGAACAUUAACGCCAUCUGUCUGUGCUCGAAGUCUGCUUUUGACGAAUACAAUUGAUUGUGGACAAGUUGAAAAAAGAGAUUAGUCCAUGUGAUUUGUGGAAUGUUAUUAAAUUGUUGGUUCUUUGGAGAAAGGCAAACAUUAACGCCAUCUGUCGUUCGAAACUCUAAACAGUAACGUGUCCACUCUAUACACGCUGUAAUCUACGUCGCGUUGUUGGAAGCUCCCUCGAUUCCACCUCAGCACUUUGACCACAAUUGUGAAAGGAUUGUAAAAUGGAAAAACUAGUCACCGGGACGUUCCCGGAAGAAGAGAAGUGAACGAUUUCAACGACGAGCGUCUUUCGAUCGACAAUAAAUCUUUGCUGAACAAAGAAGAUUAACUCCACGGCCUAAGGGAGGAUCUUUCACGCGAAUAAUCGUUUCUCAUCGAUCUAUGCACCACCUUUUUCUAGCGAUGUCGAAAUUAUUGUCACCCCAAGAUCGUCGAGGACGUCUGACAACGCGACCUCGGUCUUUUAGCAAGGAGUACCUGCAUUUCGAAAAUAAGACAAAAUUCCUUGGAAAUCUCUGCUCGAAGCUCGGCGCCUCAAGUUUCAAAACUAUCCUACACCCUCUCGAAAUUAUUCUUCAUCUUGCGAAAUACCGUUGGAUUCCCAUAAAAGUGCUGGCAGUUUUACAGGUUCCAAGGACCCAUAGAAGGGAUGAAACUUUCGAAAGCAAGGACCAUGGGCAAGAACAAAAACGAACACGAAACAUAAGACACCUUUGAUCUGGACUUUCAAGAUGGGCACAGCUAACAUGACAAUACCAGUCGAUGAAGUAACCGUAGAUAAAUUAAAUUGCUACAAAAUAUUCAAAAGAACAAAAAAAAAAGAAAAUAUAUAGAGGGAAGUACUAAGUGAUGCACGAGUAUUAGCAGUGAGGAAAUAAUCUGUCGUAUCUAUGUAGAGAGGGAGGAAAAGGAAAAGUGAGAUCUUAUGAUCCAUUGGAAGAGAGGCAGUCCAGGUCAAACUCGAGCGACUCUCGAGAGCCGGAGCGAAUGUCAAGGGUGCACCGCUAAAAUGGCAGCAUUCAUUAAAGAAACAGGGGAGGGGGAAAAAAGCUUGGGAAAUUUUAAACAAGAACAAGUAAACUAAAAAAAGUGGGAAAAUAACGAGAAGUUUCUUUAUUUCAGUCAAUUCUCAACUAUCGUACACUUUCUCUACCUUCGAACACAAACUUUGUAUCGAUCCUCCCCACGUGCAACCGGAAGGAACGCAACGAAGAAAGAACGCUCCCUCGAAUCGAAACGCGAGCACAUGGACAAAUAAUUUCGUUUCGUUUGCCCGGAUCUUUCACAUCCGGUUUCCUGGAAUUCAAAAAAAAGAAAAAAGCAGAAAUGAAACCAAAAAGGGCUUGUGCACCCCUGAAGCAUGAAAGGAUAAGGAGUAACUCAGAAAAGAUGAGGGGAGAGAGGGGGGAAAAGCGACUUUUCAACUUCUUCGCACGGCUGCCAGAUAUUACUGAGGAAACGAAACCAAAAAGAUAAGAAACAGAGACACACACGAAAAGACACACGUAUACAGAAAAACUAAAAAAGAAAAAAAAUGGCACCUCGUGAAUUAAUCUCGUACACACGUUAAACAAGACAAGAUAGAAACUUAAGAGAUACAUUAAGCAAUGUAAAUAUACAUAUACAUAUAACGUAUAUAUACAUACAUAUCGAUCUAUACAUAUAUAUGUGGGUGUAUAGGAUCAAUAUAUGUAUAUACAUAUAAAUAUACAUGCAAGCUCUGUAUAUCUAAUUACGUGUGCCGUCGAGCAAAGUAGAUGUAAGGCAAUUUUAAGGCACCCGUGUAAUUUUUGCUCCGUGACGUAGGUGUCCACACAGCGACAUUCUAGACACAGUGAUCGAUUAAAAUAGAUAUACAUAUACAUAUAUAUACAACGUUUUAAGAGGCCAUCCGAUAAUUUCCGAGUCGCAAUACAACAGCCGCGAGAGCGCGCCGCGAUCGUUCGCGCGGGACGAGCCCAGACGAGUCUUGGUAAUAUUUUUUCUAUGAUUGAAUUCCAUCGUAGCGCAAUCCCUGAGAUAAAAUAGUAAUCGAACCAUAAAUUGUAAUAACGAGAGGGAGGGAUUCAUAAUCGACAGAGAAAUGCAGACCUAGUCGUGAUUGAAACUCAUUACAGCACUAUCCAUGAAAUAAAAUGAAGAGCGCUUGUAGAAAAUACCGUAAAUACCAAGAAACAAGUUUUUUUAGUAGGAAAAGCACACUUAUGCAUCAGUAUAGCCCAAAUUGAUGAAGAAAAAAUCCAGUAUGUAUCAUCUAUUAAUUGCAAAGAAAAAUCAAUGUUCCAUUCAUUUAUAUUAAAUAGAUGAUAUUCACAAAAGUCAAAAAUCGAUCAACUAAUGUGUAUUGAUUCUUUAAUUUUUGUAUAGUGGCGACAUUGUAACCCCAUCUUCCAGCAUUAUUAAUUACUAUUUAGAAAGGAAACUACGCUUCAAUUCUAUACUAAAAUAUUCUCUAUUAAUAUAUAGAACAUUUUCCAAGAGAGAGAAGCAAAUUUUUCAAUUCUGUCACUUGCUGUGUUUUCUAGAAAUACUCUUCAAAUAUUUUUCGAAUCAAAAAUUGUUGAGUUGGAGUUGGAAAUUCCGAGCGUGAAACUUUAAAGGUAAUAAAAUAAGCUUCGGGAAAAUAUACUCCCGUUUUAAAAGAUAACUGUUUAACACUGCAGGGUCUGGAAGCUUCCGCUGUCGACGUGAAAUCCUCUCGAAAAAAAAAAAAAGAAAAAAGGAAAAAAAGGUUCUCGAACGAGCUUAACAAUUGGAGUGUUAGAGGACUCGUGCUCGUCUCGCGGCAAACGGCACGCUGAAACAUGAAUCUUCCAUUUGGUACAUAUCACCUAUAUAAAUAUAUCAUAUAUAGCGAGAGUUGAUUCUAUCGUUAGAAAUCUUUUCGUAGUUAGAGCAUCGAGCGUUUAAUCACCGUGUGACAGCGCGUGCACACACUAAAAAAAAAAGACAAAAGAAGAAAAAAAAAACAGAGAACAAAGCACGAGCAGAGAGAAGAAGAGAAGGUGUGUGUGUGUGUGUAUGUGUGUGUUUGUGUGUAUGAAAAUGCGAAUGACAGAAGGAGAGAAAGGAUCUGGUAUUUUGAUUAAAAACGAGAGAGAAAGAAACAAAGAAGUAGUACGACCAUAUUUUCUACCAAAUGAUAUUGUUGGCUCUUAGACUAUCGUCUCAGGCUUUUCUCGAUAGUGGGCCUCGAUCAGUCACUAUUAAAGCUACUGUGUCACUCGUCGAUUAAAUUGCAACUUCGCCUAACGAAUUUUUAUUUCGUCGAGGAAAUAAAAGUCUUCGCUCGACCCUUGCGACAAGCAUCGUAUAUCGUAAACGAAUUCCGAGCCCCAUCCACACGAGGUAGGGUGAUCGUUCGUUAAAACGAUACCAAAGGAUCAGAAAGACAACAGGGUACACCUAUACGAAACAAAGCUCAAGCCUAAAACAGGCCUAAGAAACAAUUUUUCCCGCGAGAGACCUUAACCGAACGCCUAACUUAGAUCUAACCGAUGCCUAAGCUGAAACCUAACCUAAGCCUAAUUCUACGAUUCUAGCUUGUAACUUUAACCGGUGCCUGUUUUAGAUCUAACUGGUUUGGGACCUAAUCCAGACCCGUGAAUACCUAACCUCUGCCACUAUGCUCCUUUAUUCGAAGAACUCUUUGUCGCGAGUGAUUCGUAGCCUUUUUGGUGACACCAAUUCGACGCGCACCAUCGUUCCCAAGUAUCCAGACAGUCGGAUCGAUUUUUCAUUGAUCGAUGGCUGGGAUUUUCUGCUUAGGAAAUCGAAGAAGAAUACAUUUUUCUUACUCGAACGUUAAACGUGGUCAACGAUUUUAUCAAGCCGUGACAUAGGAAUGAUAAAAGAUAUCUUCUCGUACUUUAUUUGACAAAUUCGUCCCUGGAGAGAUACUGUGCGUUGCUGGAAACAAGUCUAACGUAAGAAAUGCGGAUAAGGAGUUGUUCUUUCAUAUAAAAACAAAACAAUACAGCAACGCAUAACGAUAAAAGAUAAGGGUCGACCUAACCCUAACUUAACCCUAACCUAACUUAAUCCUAGCACUAACCCUAACCUUAACCUCUCUUGCGCCGCGUCGCUAGUCUUCUUUUCAGCAAAACACUGUACAUGUAUGAAAUUAAGUAAGAAUUUGCGGAAGGCAAUCGAGCGUCCGGAUAUUUCGCAGCGAUGGCGUGUGUUCGUUAGAAAUUUAGGCGAGUAAGCGGAAGGACCGUAUACGCAUCUGCGGCGUCCAUGCGCACUCCUCUCAUUAACGGCUAAGCACGUCCUCACAUAUCAUUAGCUGAUUACCCAUGCGUCUUGUCGUGAAAACUUAAUGUUAGGAUUAGUGCCUCGACGUAAAACACGCUCGACCCAUUUCACACACCCUGCCCACAAGAGGAGACCUCGCGUUCUCAUUACUCGCGUCAAAUUAACUAAUCGACGUGUCCUCGCGGCUAUUAGCCAAUUAAGACGAUUAACGAUACGAUCAACGAUUAACAUUUCAAUCAAAUUGAGUGUUGGAUCGAUGCUGCUAUUUUUCGAACGUACGAAGGAAUUUCGAAUUUCUCGUCUAAAAAGGCUCAAAGUCUCUUUCUUCGUUGGUAUAUUGGAGAGAAAAAUUCGAUGAUAAAAAUUGGAAGUUAGAAGUUCAAUCUUGAUCUCUUCUCGGUGAAGAGCGAAACUUGCAAUUGGAGGGUUCAAUGGAAGCAGACUCGAGCCGCGCGUGUCCAUGUUACCUUCGAGAUCAAGCGAAGCAGGAAACGUUAGAUAAAAUGAUAAUCAAGCGUAGAACGCCGUUCGCGUGGAGGUCUGGGAACUGAAAUGGGUCAAUAUUUGUCUUUAGAUAGUUUGUUCCUGCGUGUGCAGCUCAUAGUGUAUAAUUGAUCGCGAUCGAUGCGUUCAGGAUGUCACUAGCGGGCGCGGUGAUGCCCCUGAAAGCACGCUGUUCCAGGAAUCCUUGCUAGCGUGGAACGGUGUAUACGGAAACAAGCCUUUCUCCAAUCAAAUAUCCGAUAUCCUUUCAGAGAAACAGUUCUUUUUCUUUUUCUCACUUCAGCCUUGUAGUAUUUUACACGCGCUCUUACUCCUACUUGUUCACAACUGUUUCGUUGUAACGUGAUAUGAUUAUAGUGAAAAUUACUUGUCGAUACGGAAGACGAGAUGUUUGACACUUUCGCUGUUACCGACGCAUACACUGCAUCAAAUCAGAGGUUAAUAACGGUUACCAUUUGAGGCUGUUAGAAUCUAAAGUAUUCAACUCGGCGUAAAAAAAAUAAAAUAAAAUAAAAUUUGCCAAUAUGGUGAAGCGCAUGAAUAUCCAGCGAAUUUUUCAAAUUUAUUUCUCGAGAACGGAGCUUCGGACGAAAAAUUUUCCUACUAUAUUUUUAACUCGAUGUUUUUCAAAUCCUGUUAUUAUCUUCGCUGAAAAAUAUGUGUAGAGGAUGAAAGUGGCGAAAGUGUAAAACAAGGCUCCGUAACACAGCGAUUCGCGAAGAGACGAAGCUUCUGAACUGGCCUAAUCGUUUCGAAGAAACGCGAGUAUAUCACUCGACAGAGCUAUUCCGUGUUUCGUAUUUCUGACUGUUCGUCGAAUAACGAGAAACAAGCGCAAGAACGAACACGAAGAGGAGAGGAAAAAGAGUAAAAAAGCGCCAACAAACCGCGAAUGAAAAGGGGACUUUUUUUCUUCCUCUUUUCAAUUAAAGAAAAUAGAUCCAACAGGUUAACGAAGAACGUGUCUACUGAGUCGAGGACCAAGCAAUAAAAUAAUGUGAAAAUUGCACAGACGCGAUAUUAUUGGAAAAUAUGAUAUUCAUAGUUCAAACUUACCUAUGCAGGGUGCAACGGGAAUAUUUGAGCUGGUUCUGGGGAAGGUUCCAAUAAUCAAAAUUAAUUGGCGGAGAACCUUUUGUCAUAAAAGAAUCCUUUGGGGACUUUCUUUUUCCAGAAAAAAAUUGGUGAGCUUCGAAAGUACAAAAGAAUUUUACAAUAACACAUACUGCACAACCGAGGACGUAAGAAAAUUCCGAUAAUUUAACAGACACGAUUCUGUGUGCGAUUCCUUCGCGUCUGUUCAGAUUAAUAUCCAGAGAAGAAACUAGUGAUAGAAACAUCGUUAAACGAAUUCUUCGAUACGCUCCUUUUAUAAUUACGAUGUCGAGAAACAUAACUCGAUAUUGAAUAAUCACAAUGAUAAAAAACAGAUUCGGGUAUCUACGGUAAAUUGAUCGAUAUAAAAAAAGAAGAAAAAAAAGAAAGAGACAUCACGUUGAUUUACCAUGUUUGCCCCUUAAUGGAUUAUCGAGAAUCGAAAAAAAGUAGAAGAAUGAAGGAAUCGAACGCGGUUAUUUCGCUAAUUAAAUGACUCGAUGGUGCGUGAACGUGAACGCUGUAUUUCAUUUCUGGGAGGUUGCCGGUGGUUUCGUUCAACGUCGAUGCGUUUCGACCGUGUGUAUCGAUAUUACGCGCGACCAUCGUGCCGACGGACGCGUGAAAACCAAUCCCGUGGAAUUCAUUCGGCGUUUUCUCUCGGCCGAGUAAUUAAGAAUUUAUCAAUUUUCAUUCGGAAUAUUCGGUGAUGUUUCAUUUUUCAUUCGCCUGUCAGCGGAGAAUGGGAGAACCGCGAAAAUACAGAACGACUAUUUGCACGGCUGGGCCUAAUAUUUGGUGCGGUUGAAACGACAAUUAAUCGGCACUUCAGUCGCAUGCAAUUCUUUCAAAACAUUGUUCUAUUUCAUAAAAAUAAAUUUCAAGAUUCUCUAUAUCCUAUAUUCGUAUCGUGAUAGUUUAACGAUAAUGGAUUAGUUGAUUGCAUUGAAAGUUCGUGUCCUAACCUCUUAAUGUAUGAAAGUCAUUGGUUUUAGACUCCGUUUCUCGUACAGUUUCAGAAAUCGUUUACGUCCACAUUAAAGAGAUGAAAUGUAUCUAAGUUGGAACUUAAUCUACGAAUGAGAACUAACUUUCAGUCACGAUAAAUCGCGUAAAACACUUCAUUUACGUGAACGCAGCUUUCUACCGAUUAAGAAUCUAACCUUCGCCCAACUAAACCUAACCUAACCUAACUAAUCAAUGCUAAUUCGUUCUAAAUACAAAUUCAUUUCGCCCGGGUCUUUCUACCGCCAAUCUUUUCUCAGCUUAUUGCCUGGUCCAAAUGAAAUUCGAAGCAGAAUCAAAAUUAUCAAUUAUUCGAACGCAGGUCCAACUUACGAGAAGCAAACUAUUAUUUAACUCCCAGACUAGGUCGAACUUAACCUAACCUGACUCCUGUAUCAACUCUUAAUCUGACUGCAUCUAACUCGCGCUUAACAGCUAUCGAUCAGAAAAGUAGCGGAGAGCAAAGGAAAGGCGCGGUGUUCUGAAACGGAAGAGAAGAAAAGGAAAAAAAUGUGGGAGAAACAGGUGGUGGUGACGGUGAUGCGGGGGUGGAGCCAAAGGUGCAGCUGUAAAGCGACUAAAACGUACGACAUAGUACUUCUCUACUGCCUGUACUACCAGAAUACGAGAGAAAAAGAAGAAAACGAUAACGGGGAAAGCAACGAGCCGUUCGCAUGAAAAAAGACAACGACAAAGCGAAAACGAGGAAGAUGAGAGUGGUACUUAACCGAGAGAGAGGCCGAGGCUAGCGUAGGGCUGUACCACUGGGAAAGUAGUAGCGGCACAGCGAAUCCGCUUAAACUGGGAGGAAAAAGCGAAAGAGAGACGAGGUUCUCUAUAAAACCGGUGAGAGCCAGGGAAGGAUACGUAAAACGCUGACUGCGAAUGCGAAAAGAGGAAAAAAUAGCAUGAAAAUAGAAAAAGCAACGGAACCAGAUGUCCCUGCGUCUAUUUCCAUCGAUCGUUUCCGGAGAUCGAACUGAAGUUUCCCUUUCUCGGAGAUUUUCUUAGGUCUCCUGCGGUCGCGGAUUGUCAAGACGAAAAGUCAGUUGAACUAUGCAAAGAUCGAUGAUCAGACCGCGGAUGUUUUUACAGAUAAAAAUUCCUACGAGGGUAACUUCGUUUUUUUAUAAAUAAGUAGAAUCUAUACAAAGAUUUGUUCAACCAUUUAACGUUGCAAUAUAAAAAUUAUCAUAAUUUAAGAAACGCGUUAUUUCAUUAAUUCUUAUUUUUCAAUGACACGUUUUUACCUCUGGCUUGUAACGUUUCGUUUCUAUAGUGUUACGUUUUUAUGACGAUUCGAAGGUAUCAUUAAACGAUACUAAAUGAAGGGGGAAUUUAUUGUAAUCGAAAAUAAUUAACUAGUACGUAAUUUGUACUGUAUUUUACGUACAGUAGCCACUGUAUAUUUUCUAUGCAUUUUUGCAUCUCCCAAUUCUUCGUGAAUUCAUAGAAAUCCGCAGUCUGGCAAUGUUUCUAAAAAUUCGCGCUUUGGAAACACCGACGUAGUUGAUCGGAAACGCCUGUACAAAAUAUCGUACGAUCGACGCUCGAUAAUCUCAUUAUUAAAAAGAAGAAUGUAAUAUUCCGGAUCGACAUGAAAAUUCAAAUUACGUCGGAUUCUAACGUUGGUCGAGCGUUUCAUUGUUGAUAAAUUGACAAAAAAAAAAAAUUUCGUUUAAAAUUACCAAGAAUCCCCGCAUCCUUACUGACGAUAGAUAAAAUGAAUGAGAUUAAAGAAGAAAGUCGAUAGCAGCUAAAGAGACUGAUGCAGCGUACAAAGGAGAAAUUUGGACCGCGAGCGAAAGGGAAAGUUGCGAUCGAAGGUGGUAGAAGUGUUUCGUCGGGAUGUUUCGCGGACACAAGUUAAAAAUAGAGGCUGACGUAUCGGCGUUCGUGGCAAGUCGAGAGCCGCCUAAAUUAUUCCGCCCGCAGAAGAGGAAAUUUCACGCUCUUUUGCUUCCUUCUUUUUUCAUCCCCGUCAGCGCGCACCUAAGUGAAAAAGAAGGAGAGAAGGGAAAAAAAGAAACGCGGAGAAGGGCGCAGCAAGCCGCGAGGCUCGGUAUACUUUGAGGCGAAGAUGGAAACGGUGAAAAGAACAGAUGAAUACGAGUGCAUACAGGCACACACCUGGCUUACCCCCGAGCACGCUUCAAAGCCACCCCUUUGAUCGUUUCCGCGGGGCAAACUCGACCUAAGUGGGCCAACAGCCGGAUUCCGAUCCAACAAACAACGAUCCCUGCUUUAUUUUUCCAUGGAAUAUCUGCCACUCUUAUGAAAAAUACGACAAAUUGUUCAAUAAUAAACGUGCAGAAUGUGACACGUCUCGUUCGAUUUGACGUGUACCGCCGCGUAAAGCGAAAAGGGAGCAUCUGCGACUUUCGUUUAAGCGAAGUUGUUGCUGCCAGAUAGAACGGAAAUAAUUUAUUUAUAUGCGUAUGAAACAAGGAAAGCGAAGAUACACGUAAGAAUGUUUUAUAUUUUGGACGUAUGUGAAAUCGACGAUUGCUUGUUAAAUGAUAAAAGUGAUUUUCCUGGAAACCAGCCUUCGACCAGAUACGCCUGUUUGAAUUAACACGGCAGUAUAAUAGUUUAAUCGUAACUGUAUCCAGCAUGGUGAGUCGUUCGCGUAGAUUCAUUUAUCGAUCAUGCUGAAGGAAAUUAGAUUCUCUUGCAUCCGAUAGCUUCGGACACGUGCAACGCGAAUAAUGCAGGGGACGGUAAGGAAAUAAUGCAAGGGAUGGGAAGAAGCGUUAAUCUCUUCGCUGAAUCAAAGGAAGACAAGACCAGCGCGCCAACACGUUUUAGAGACUUUCAUGCCAAUCGUUGUGUGCUCAAUAAUUCUGACGCCUUUAAUAGUCCCUUUAAACAAAGAACCAUCGUCUUUUUAUCAGAGAAUUUAAGGAAAGGUUUUCUUCAGAUAUAUCUUCGUAGAGUUCUUCGGAUUCUCUUCGAAUUUUCUUUUAUCCUCCUUUGCCUGUUUUUUCGAAUGUCUUCUAUGGUUCCCAUGUUCCACUGCAUUUCGAGGUGUAAGCAAACGAGGAAAUAAAAUAAAAUAAUAUAAAAUAAAAUAACAAAAUAAAAUAAAAUGUGCUCAACGAAGAUAACCUCUCUUCUCCAUAUAUAUGCUUUAGUCGCGUGUCAGGAUAGAAAGAGGAGAACAGCAUAGUUUUCCAGAGAGAUGAGGGAAAAAGGAAGGAAACUUCACUUUGUUUUAGUACGCUAAUUAACGACUAUCAUAGUGGACAGAAUCGUGCAUGUCUGUAUAUAAUAUAUAUAAUGAUAUAACACCAUAUGCAGACAUAUUCUAUAUAUAUAACUGAUUUUUAUAUAUUAUAUAUAUUAUAUAAAACGAUAUAUGUUAUAUAUAAUAUGAAUAUAUAUUAUAUAUAUAUAUAUAUAUAUAUAUAUAUAUAUAUAUAUAUGUAUGUAUGUACGUAACAAUGCACUUGCACGGAGUGCUCGCGCUUUCGCUUUUCGUCGACGAGAAUUCGAGGUAAAGAAAAAGAGGAGCACAGGCUGAAACAGCGAAAGUCGGAAAAUUAAGGAACAAGAAAAAAAAACAAAAAAUCGCCCAAAAAAAGAAAAGGUGUAGAAGAGGAAGGGAUGUUAACGGAGCAAAAAAAAAAAAAAGAAAAGAAGACGAAAGAGGGAAGAAGAGUAUAUAAAGAGCAAGGGUGAGAAUGAAACCGUGUGUAUGCGUGCGUGAAAGAAUGUACUACGAGAAUAAAACAUGCGAGAGAGAAAUGGGAGAACAAAUUCUGUGAAAUUGUGCGUCGCGUUAAACGUUGUUAGGUUACGAAGAACAAAAAUAAAUAAAAGAUAAAGAUAUUAUAAAUGUUACACACCGUUGUACGUAAUGAUUAAAUCGAAACCAAACCAAAAAGAAAAAGAAAAAAAAAAGAAAAAAAAAUGAAAGAGGAAGAGAGCAGAGAAAUGAUGCUAUGUAUAAGAGAAAUUAAUGUAGUUACAAUGAAAUAAACGAUACGACGAUUACUACAA
This is a messenger RNA of Bombus huntii, 15634 nucleotides long. Its product is annotated as acetylcholinesterase-like. Bases 567 to 2429 code for a protein of 620 amino acids. Gene Ontology annotation, biological process: choline metabolic process; acetylcholine catabolic process in synaptic cleft. The record is from RefSeq and is a predicted model, not a curated record. Gene Ontology annotation, molecular function: acetylcholinesterase activity. NCBI's taxonomy places the organism in Eukaryota, Metazoa, Arthropoda, Insecta, Hymenoptera, Apidae. The transcript is spliced from 6 exons. Gene Ontology annotation, cellular component: plasma membrane.